AAAUGAAGGUGUGGCUAAUUUCUUAGCUUACAAAAGACUGUUGAAACUCCACAACUUCAACUUGUCCACACGGGGAGAAGAUGGUCGCCGUUUACGUCGUUUUGCUGCUGCUGGUACUGAAUGGUGGACCGGUAUCAGGCUUCAAAUUGCAAAUUGGUUGGAGUGGUAGAGUGAGCGCCGGGUCCAGCACCACAUUCACGUGUUCGUCCAACUGCUUGGCAAACUGCACCUACUCCUGGUCUCUGUUCAACCUCACGUUCAAUGGGAGCACGCUCACCUGGACGCCGGAUGGACUGCACCCAUCGGUGACACUGCAGUGCACGGUGCAAAAAAAUACGGGAGAUUCCAGCACCACCAAGACCAUUUUGGAAAUUAAAAAUCCAGUGUCAGUGCAAGUCAGUCCACCCGGUGCUGUUCCGUCUCUGAACCGGCCCGUGGACCUCGUCUGCCACAUUAAUGGACUCCCACCUCCCACCCUCUUUGCGUUGCCGGUGGUCUGGUACAAAGAUGGGCAGAAGGUGGUGUGGCGAGAUCAUAUGCACCUGCUCCACAACACUACGAUCCAUUUUGACUCACUGCUGCCAUCUGAUGCUGGAUUCUACAUGUGUGAGACCAUGCUGAAGCAGACUCGGGUUUUCAGUCUGGGCUACCUGCUAAGCGAUGAUGCUGGGUGGAACGUCAGCAUCAGCGGGCCCGACCAGGUGUUUGCGGGACAAAUGUGCUCGUUCACCUGCUCAAUGAAGUGCACCUUGAACGUGGACUGCACCGUGAGGUGGCCAUUUGAGGGCGGUUUCCCCCUGGGAAGUUACUUUUCCGUGCAUGAAAACCAGCUGUGGUGGGUUCCCACUGUGCCGGGAACCUUCCAAAAUUUCACCUGCCUUGUGGAGAACGUCGCAGCGGGACGCUCAGCCAAGGCCACCAAGAUGGUGGAAGUAAAAGGUAUUCCUCUCUCUGGAUCCAUACAGCUCACUGGAUUGUCCACUUUGAUUUUCAGCCUGGCUCUACUAUCAAUGACUUUCUAACAACUCAAAGAGCUACUUUAAUAUUGAUUGUUGACUUCUUACAUUCACUUAUUCUCUAUAUCAUGAAAUAAUUUAUGAACAGUGCAAAGAUUGAGUAACAUUUACUUUUUAAACUCAAUACUAUAAUUUCCUUGAGUGUAAAGAAUUCAACAGAGUAAAUCAUAAUGUACAUUUUUCCCAGCAUGCUUGCUUUGGCCACCGGGAGGCAGUAUAACACAGUCAUGCAGACACAAAAGAACAGCACUUCUACUUGUUCAGUAAGUCACUCAGUAAGAUGCUGUUAUAUGAGCCGUUUUUCAUUGAGGGUAAAAAAAAAUCACCUGUUAGUAUUUUUAUAUUAUUUGUCUACAUGUGUCGAAAAGCGUAUCAAUGCACAUAAACAGGAUAAAAUGCUGCCUUCCCGAGUGAAAAGGACUGCAUGGUUUUCGCGCCCCCACCACCACCACGGUUCUGGCGCACUUCCGCAAAUAGAAGCUACCUUCUCGUCGUCAUGGCAACAAAACCCGGACUGGCCAUUGGCCUUGCAGCGUAUGGGUCGAGAUGCGGGCUGGCUUAUUUGCGUUGAACUGGCUUACGAUUUACAAUUGGUAUGACUGAUGGCGCACGUUGCCGAUAAAGCGCCCGACCACCAGCCAGUGUGGAUAUAGGUUUGUUUGACUGGAUGACAACCUUUGACCGGUUCGUGUUAUUGAUUCACCCGAAGCUAAAUGGAAGCCAUUGUGACGUACGUCGGAAAUUUUCAAUGACUAUCCUUCCCCUCUCUGACUCAUAUUUAUUUUACACACAUGUGAAAUACAAGUGUGUGAAUCACACAAAGCAAACAUAAGGGUGACAAAGGUCUCCGGUGUGUUUUGACGCAUUAUUGGGCCCCUCACAUCUUGCUGUAUUUGCUUUUAGAUUAUCUACCCCUGUCAUGUAUGGAUAUAAGUCAGACAAUCAUUAUUUUACUCUUACAUGAUCA
Messenger RNA from Syngnathus acus (greater pipefish), 1983 nucleotides. RefSeq names its product carcinoembryonic antigen-related cell adhesion molecule 20-like. The coding region runs from base 81 to 1022 and encodes 313 amino acids. NCBI's taxonomy places the organism in Eukaryota, Metazoa, Chordata, Actinopteri, Syngnathiformes, Syngnathidae. The transcript has 5 exons. The record is from RefSeq and is a predicted model, not a curated record.